Messenger RNA from Phialemonium atrogriseum, 1343 nucleotides. Its product is annotated as calcineurin B-like protein 4. Bases 407 to 1030 code for a protein of 207 amino acids. Gene Ontology annotation, cellular component: extracellular exosome; endoplasmic reticulum-Golgi intermediate compartment. Lineage: Eukaryota; Fungi; Ascomycota; Sordariomycetes; Cephalothecales; Cephalothecaceae. The transcript is spliced from 3 exons. Gene Ontology annotation, molecular function: calcium ion binding. The record is from RefSeq and is a predicted model, not a curated record.
GUCCAGGCUGAUUGCUUCGGUCAAAGUACAGUACCCAUAAGAAUGCGUGGGCAGUCCGCUGGUCCCUUCUUGCAUUCGGAAUUUGCAUCUGUGGUACCUCCGAUUUCCGUUUUCGGUUCUCCCUAGUUCCGGAGAUCUGCUAUUUGCACAUGCCCGGUCCGCGACCCACUGCAAUUACGUCGAUCGCACGUAGGCGGCAGGUACCGUAAAUAAUAGUUAACAGCCGGUCGGGAUCAAGCGACAAAGCGCCGCCCCAUUCCAUUCUUCCCGACUGUCAGCGUCUUUACGAAGGAUUUGUUCGGGACUAGCAGCUGAUUUACCCAAUCUCACCUGAAGCGCAGAAAGCCACAAUCGUCGCAAUUGAUCGCUCAGCCCAACCACAUCCACCCCCCCAACGAUCCACCAGAUGCGCCCGUCUAACCUCCUCGUCCUGGGCCUGGCGACAACGGCCCUCGCCCACGGCGAUCACGGCGGCGGCGCUGGGUCGGCGAAUAUCCCAGCGGUCGACGAGAAUGCGGACUGGAUGACGAGACACAUGGCCGAGGAGCACCACAUAACCGAGUUCGACCCCGCGUCCUUCUUCGCAUUACACGACUACGAUGCCGACGGUCGGUGGGAACCCGAGGAGAUCAUGCGGACGUACGGCUUGAUGGACGAGUCGAACAAGGACGUGUCGCAGGAGCGGAAGGACGAGAUUGUCCGCGAGGUGCUGCGGCUGGCCGACCAGGACCAAGAUGGGGUGGUCAGCCGGGAGGAGUUCCUGUAUAUGAUUCGCUUCGGAAAGACUCUGCCCGACUUCGGAACGGGGCCCGGCCACCAUGGCGACGACGAGUACGAGUAUGAGAUACACCAUUGGGAGAAAUACCACGACGAGAAUACCAAACUGGAGGACCUAACACACCCCGAGGAUAUCGAACACUUCAGGAAGCACGAAGAGAUGGAGGCGGAGGAGGAGAGGAUGGAGGCAAUGGCGAGAGAGUCCAUCGUGGAGGCAAAUAUACCCGACAAGUUCAGGCGAGACAGGGGCUAGGUAGCCGGAUAAGGCGCGGCCGUGGCAGGGUUCGGCCCAUACAUCCACACAUAGAUGUGAGAUGCUCUUGUCAUGUAACACUAAUAACUGCGACUAGAGAUUGUAGUAUAGACAUCAAAGACACAGUGCCAGACAUCUGGAGCAAAUGUCUUGACCUGUUCAACAUGUUCGACGCUAGCGAUCCUGUUUUGCCCACCGAGCCUCGCCCAAGUGUCAAAUACCUCCUGAAUCUCUUGUCGACGGCGUUGAAUAUCAGCAGCUCCGACAUUUUCGUGCAGAUGCAACCAGCCAUCACCUGCACCCACAAUAAUCG